Saitoella complicata NRRL Y-17804 is the source of this 1704-nucleotide messenger RNA. RefSeq lists its product as uncharacterized. NCBI's taxonomy places the organism in Eukaryota, Fungi, Ascomycota, Saitoellomycetes, Saitoellales, Saitoellaceae. The transcript has 3 exons. The coding region runs from base 167 to 1588 and encodes 473 amino acids. The record is from RefSeq and is a predicted model, not a curated record.
GGUGUUGGGGAUAUUUUGUUUUACUGGGAACUUCUGUGUAUGUGAAUGGGACACAUGUGGGGAGAGUUGAGUGGAUUUGUGAGAGGAGUGCUGGGGGGUUGAUCUCGAUUACGAGAUCCUUCACUACGCGUACAUCCAUUGGCAACUCCGCCGCCCUGACCCUCCUAUGUCUGUCGACGAUGUGAUUUGGAGGUUGAGACAGUUCGUGCUGAAGGCAAAGUGGGAGAGGGGUGUUGUAUUUGCUGUGAAGCUUUGGGCGGCGUUUGUACACAUGGCUUUGCGCGAGGCAUCGGAGGGAUCACCGGGUUGGAGACACUUGUCGGGACAGGAGAGGCUAGUCAAGUCCGGGCGUAUCGAGCAAGUUAUCGUGCGAAAUGUGCCGGAAUUCAUCACUCAACAUAACCUCCCCGACUCUCCGGCGGAUGCCCCUUGGUUGCACGACUUCCAUCUCCUGGGUACUGCUACUCCUAUCCCCAUUUUGGCCGCGGCAGAGAUUUCUGCUCCCGCUUCAGCGGGCGCUGACUCUGAAUCGAACCUGGAUCUUCCUGUCGAUCUCAAUGAAUUGGCAACCCAAGCUAUUCCGGCCUUAUCGCUUGCACCCUUGGCUUCUCCGGUUUCGUUGAGUGAGCAGGUUGGUUCUGGUUCUGGUUCUGGAGUUGGUGUUGGUGGGGAUGAUGCUGUCGGGGGUGUGGAGAUGGGUGGGCAAGAAUCUCAGCAGCAAACUCAGCAACAGCAACAGCAAUUGCCGGCGGGUAAUCAGACGCCUACUCCUACCCCGCCGAGCAACCAUCCUCUUAGUAUGGACGCCCUCCCUCUUCCCAGCAAUGGCAUUUGCAAUGUCUGUUUUCAGUCUCACACCCAUGACGACUUCGCCUUCGCGAAGUUUACUGAGGGUGGUGAUUUUCAGCCACGUCCAUUCCAUUUUGAAGAUUACGCUGGUCGUGUCUACAUCCUCAAGGAAUGGGACGUCGAUUAUCUCAUUAAGAAAAUGAUCACUGCUGGCAAUGUCAUGAUCACGAAGUUCUUGAUGCAAGACGAGGAUGGAGCUGGGUUGACUCGAUAUCUGAACGCGGCGAGGAGGGCGGAUCAGACGACUCAAUUGUACGCCUGUGGAACGCAGUGGGGUCUUGCAAACUUUUGGACGGCGUUCCAUGAAGUGUGGGCGAAAGCGUACAAGCCGAACGGAGCUCCUGCGCCUGAGUCCGUCAUAUAUCAAAUCGGCACCGCCAUCUCCUCACUCAAACGCCUCGAGGAUGACCGUCCGAUCCGCAACUCCAGCAAUGCGGCGCGCAACCCGCACGGAUAUAUCGACGCAGAGGAUCUCUGGAGUGCCAUGUUGUUUUUGAGGAUGAUUCACAGGCAUUUGAGGGAUUCGGUGAGGGUGAGGAUGUGGGGCAAGGAGUUGAAUCGCCUCAGUAAUACUUUGAGGCGGUACGAGCAAGCCUCUAUCAAUGAAGCUGAUAGGCAAAGGGAUGCCAUCAUCGACAAUGCGAGGAGGAAGAGGGAGAGAGAUGCGAUAGAGGUUGAUGUCAAUGAGGAGGAGCAACCGACGAGGGGGUUGUUCAACUGGGGUAUUCUUGGGUUGUGAAACGUUGCAUCUUGCAUGUGAUGGAUCAUGAGGAGCCCGAGGAACGAGGACGAGGAGGGACACCACAAAAAAAAACGAGGAUACGAACAGUUGAAUUUGGUCGGCAUAUUAUGAGA